UUCGCUUCAUUUUUCUUACAGCCUUGGAGGUCGUUUUGGAGACAAAGAAGCAGAGGAAGAAGCAUAGCCAGGAAGAACGGCCACCCUCCAGCAGAAAAGAAAAAGGGUAAUUGGGAAUUAAUGGGGAACCGCAAGAUAACAGGAGGUGCGAGACGGUACAUCAGAUCCAAGGCACCUCGCCUUCAAUGGACUCCCGAACUCCAUGGCUCCUUUGUUGAUGCCAUCGAUCGUCUUGGUGGUCAUGAAAAAGCAACGCCGAAGCUUCUUCUUCAGACGAUGGGAGUGGAUGGAUUGACGAUAUCUCAUAUAAAAAGCCAUCUUCAGAUGUACAGAAGCUCCAAGAAUGGCAUCAAGAUAGAGAGGCAAGCGAUCCAGAGGGCAUUCCGUUACUGUUGUCAAAAUGAAUCAGACUUGUCAGCAGAAACUUGCACAAACUACAAGUUCAGAUCAAAUUCUAAUUCUACUCAUGGCACUUCAUGGAGCAACAGAUGGGAAGAGAAAACGGAGGAGUUGGUGAGCAAGAGGAUACUGUGGAAGGAUUGGGAGAAUCUGUAUACGAAUAUCGCUUUCAGGCGUUUGCAAGGAGACGAUGAGAGCAGCAAUGAACUCCAGCGGACCCCUCAACAAGAGCUUACCCAUAUGGAAAAUACCUAUAAACUUAUAAGGUUCAUAGAAUCUGAAAGGACGGAACAAGGUUGGUUGAAAGCAAUGUUACCCUUCAGCUCUAGCUCUAAUAUUUCGUCCUCACACACUGGACAUGGAACGAAAGGCGAGCAAGCAGAGGAGACCGGUAAAGGUGAAUUGUCAUUUCCAAGCUUCACAGGAUGGCCCAGCUCAUCCUCAACAGUUGAUGCAGGUGAGAUCAUGUUAUUGUUCCAAAAUAAAUGCAGGGAAAGCAUCAAUGGUAAUUUCAUUGAUGAGAGUCGAGGGGUCAAUCUGGAUCUGACCAUAUCUAUCCCUGGCUCAACUAGCUAGAGUAACUAGAAUCACUGAGACAAAGCCAGUAAAUGGCUGCCUGUACAAUGUUUGACAACAAGCGCAAUGUAUGUACCAACGUCACAUGGAGAGACAUAUAACAUGCAGCUUAUGGUUAUCAUAUCCAAUGCCAGCGAGAGAGAGAGAGAGAGAGAGAGAGAGAGAGAGAGAGAGAGAGAGAAGACAUGAUAAGGUCUAAUGCCAAAAGUAGUUAUAUGUCUAACGUUAACUGUAUUCAGUAAAUUGAAUGACGAUAAGCCUAUAACACCAUUGUUAGAAUGAUAUCUUCUGAAUUCAUACGCUAACCUUGUGAAAAGUUAGCUAGUUGAACUUUUUUUUUUCAAUAGUCCAAUUAUGUACAUCGGUUACUUGUAAUAGAUGAGUUUGACUUUAAACAGUUUCCUAUA
Messenger RNA from Nymphaea colorata (pocket water lily), 1382 nucleotides. RefSeq names its product probable transcription factor KAN2. Bases 121 to 975 code for a protein of 284 amino acids. NCBI's taxonomy places the organism in Eukaryota, Viridiplantae, Streptophyta, Magnoliopsida, Nymphaeales, Nymphaeaceae. Gene Ontology annotation, molecular function: DNA binding; DNA-binding transcription factor activity. The record is from RefSeq and is a predicted model, not a curated record. The transcript is spliced from 6 exons.